Zingiber officinale is the source of this 522-nucleotide messenger RNA. Its product is annotated as U2 small nuclear ribonucleoprotein A'-like. Gene Ontology annotation, cellular component: cytoplasm. Lineage: Eukaryota; Viridiplantae; Streptophyta; Magnoliopsida; Zingiberales; Zingiberaceae. The coding region runs from base 1 to 522 and encodes 173 amino acids. The transcript is spliced from 2 exons. The record is from RefSeq and is a predicted model, not a curated record. Gene Ontology annotation, molecular function: protein kinase binding.
AUGUCUGCUAGAUUUCCAAAUGGCACGCUGAUAAAAGAGCUCUAUUUAGCUGGAAAUAAGAUCAGCUACGUUGAGGGUCUCCACAGACUUCUGAAGCUAAAAGUUCUGGACCUGAGCUUCAACAGCAUAACCACAGCAAGGGCCUUGAGUCAACUUGUUGCUAACGACAGCUCUCUCUUGGCACUCAACCUGGUUGGCAAUCCAAUUCUGAGCAAUUUUAGCGAAGCUGCCCUUCGUAAAAACAUUUGUAGCAUCCUACCUAAGAUAUCCUACCUGAAUAAGAAGCCCAUUGAUCCUCGGAAGGGACAGGAGGUGGCCUUGCACAGCAUAUCAAAGGCUGCACUCGAGAGCAAUAACCGGUUCUCGCAGAAACAAUUGACAAGGCGAGUGAUCAAGACUACCAGUUCUUCGGUUAAGAGCCGGGGAAGAGAAAAGAACACCUAUAGAGGAGCAAGCCGCAACCUCGGAGAGAGGAGCAGAAUGAACAGAUCAAGGGCCAAGCAUCAACGGUCUAUCACUUGA